AUGGCACACAAACGCAAGGCGACCGAACACGGCUCGACUCGGGCCUCGAAACGAGCGACACCUGUUCCCAAUACACCGCAAGACGUUGGCAGCAGCGACGAGUAUUCCGAGUACGAUGAGAAGGUAGAGAAGACACAAGAGCUGGUCGAGAAGUUUUCCCUGGAAUCGUUCAGCAGGACACAAAAGGGCGCCGGCGAAGGGUUUGAUCCUCACUAUGGCUACAAGGACUUCUCGUCGUUGCCUCUGAAACCGGACCACGCCAACCGGCCUCUGUGGAUCGAGCCUCUCAAAGGCACCAUCACCCUGGAGAGUUUCUCUCCACUUGCGUCUCAGGCUGCCGACUUUUUGACGACUAUUGCCGAGCCGCUAUCCAGGCCCGUCCACUUGCACGAAUACAGGUUGACUGGAAACAGUCUGUACGCUGCCGUUUCUGUUGGCCUGGAGCCCAAGGAUAUCAUUCAUUUCCUCGACCGUCUUUCCAAGACUCCUCUUCCUGAUGCUAUUCAAUCUUUCAUCGUCAACUUCACCAAGUCGUACGGCAAAAUCAAACUAGUUCUCAACAAUAACAAAUAUUUUGUCGAAAGCACAGACCCAGGAAUGCUGCAGAUGCUUCUCCAGGAUGACGUUAUUGGCACCCAGCGUGUCCAAGGCUCCGAGGGUAUUACUCAACAGGCGGCGCCGAAGAUGGCUGGACUUGUCAUUCCGGGUACCAAAGAUGCUGCUGGUGUGAAACAGGCGAAUCAGAAUUCGGGGGACCAGGGUGCUGCGAAUGGCACGACAGCAGAGGCUCCCAAAGAGGACGAUUUCUUGGCGACUAUUCGAGAUGAGGAUGAUGAUGACGACCAAGCACAGGUUCAUAGCUUUCAGAUUCCUAAUGACGCUGUUGAAUCUGUCAAGGCCAGGUGUCAAGCAAUGGGUUGUCCAGCCCUCGAAGAGUAUGACUUUCGAAACGACAAAGACAACCCUACGCUUGAUAUCGAUUUAAAGCCGAACGCUCAAAUCCGAAGUUAUCAAGAGAAGAGUCUAAGUAAGAUGUUUGGUAAUGGUCGUGCUAAAAGUGGAAUUAUCGUUUUGCCCUGUGGUGCGGGGAAAACACUCGUCGGUAUAACGGCCGCUUGCACAAUCAAGAAGGGAAUUAUAGUCCUGUGUACUAGCUCCAUGUCGGUCGUCCAGUGGCGAAACGAGUUUAUUCGAUGGUCAAAUAUCGACCCCAGCGAUAUUGCCAUUUUCACAUCUGACAAUAAAGAAAAGUUCAAGCGAUCGACCGGUAUCAUUGUGUCGACCUAUUCCAUGGUUUCUCAAACGAGGGCCCGAUCAUACGAUGCCCAAAAGAUGAUGGAUUGGUUGACACAACGAGAAUGGGGACUGAUGAUAUUGGACGAAGUGCACGUCGUGCCAGCAUCGAUGUUCCGAAAGGUCACGUCCACCAUUGCUUGUCAAACCAAACUAGGUUUAACUGCAACACUUCUUCGAGAAGACGACAAGAUCAAGGAUUUGAACUUUUUGAUCGGCCCCAAGCUGUACGAAGCCAACUGGAUGGAACUGGCCGAGCAGGGCCAUAUUGCCAAGGUCCAAUGUGCCGAGGUGUGGUGCCCAAUGACGACCGAAUUUUACUCGGAAUACAUGCGGGAAAAGUCACGAAAAGCAGCAUUGCUAUACAUUAUGAACCCGCGAAAAUUCCAGGCUUGCCAGUUCCUAAUUGACUACCACGAGAAAAGAGGCGAUAAAAUCAUCGUUUUCUCCGAUAAUGUCUACGCUCUAGAGCGGUACGCUUUGAAACUGGGUAAGGCUUACAUUUACGGUGGCACCCCCCAGAACGAACGCAUGCGUAUUUUGGAAAACUUUCAGCAUAACGAGCAAGUCAACACCAUUUUCCUGUCCAAAAUUGGAGACACGUCUCUCGAUCUUCCCGAAGCCACCUGCCUCAUCCAGAUUUCUUCGCACUACGGUUCUCGUCGACAGGAAGCACAACGCUUAGGUCGUAUCUUGCGAGCCAAGCGUCGUAACGAUGAAGGCUUCAAUGCGUUUUUCUACUCUCUCGUUUCAAAGGACACUGACGAGAUGUUUUACUCCUCCAAACGGCAAGCCUUCCUCGUUGACCAAGGUUACGCUUUCAAGGUCAUCACACAUUUACAAGGAAUUGAAAAUCUCGAUGGCCUCGCGUAUGCUACCCCGGCUGAACGGCGUGAACUCCUUCAGGAAGUGAUGCUCCAGAACGAAACGUCGGCCGAGGUCGAGCUGGUCACGGACGACCUCUUCAGUGAGCGAUCUGGUGGCCAACGAGUCGCAAGGGGGAAAAAGGCAGCCGUCAAGCGCAGCGCUGCGACGCUCAGUGGUCUUGCUGGCGGCGAAGAUAUGGCUUAUGUGGAGUAUAACAAGUCCCGCAAUAAGCAACUCAAGGACAAGGCGCAGCAUCAUCCGUUGUUCAAGAAGAUUGCUCGGGAUCAGCAGAGACGAAAGGACGCUAUGAAGGACAUGACGUGA
Molecule: messenger RNA, 2484 nt
Organism: Talaromyces rugulosus
Lineage: Eukaryota; Fungi; Ascomycota; Eurotiomycetes; Eurotiales; Trichocomaceae
Exons: 1
Coding region: 1-2484 (827 amino acids)
Biological process (GO): transcription initiation at RNA polymerase II promoter; nucleotide-excision repair
Cellular component (GO): transcription factor TFIIH holo complex; nucleotide-excision repair factor 3 complex; transcription preinitiation complex
Molecular function (GO): hydrolase activity; ATP binding; DNA binding
Source: RefSeq, a predicted model, not a curated record